UUCAUUUCGUCUUUCUGCUCUUUUUACUCCAAAAACACGGAAAUUCGUCUCCUCUCUUCAUGGAGGAGGCAGGGGAAACGAUGCGGCUUUUGUGUGAAUUAGAGAGAGCAGAAACGGAAGAGAAUAUAAAAUCAAGUUUUCAUUUUGGUUUCCAGAUUUGUUUUUGUUUUCAUUUUCGUUUUGUUGUUUGAGCUUCACUGUCGAUGGAAACAAUGGCGGGAAGAAGGAGAGAUGUGCAGCAUCUGGUUCUAAAACUUGGAAUUGCUUUGGCUCUAUCGGUGGCUGGUUAUUUUGCCGCCCAAUUCCGCUUCCGGCACCGGCCUCCCUCUUCUUCGUCUUCCUCAGCUUUGGAGCCAGAAUCUAGCAGCAAAUCAACCAACGAUGUCGAGCUCAAGGACGACCUCCGUAUUCAAAGAUGGGUAUGGGUUUCAGGAAGGGGACUUAUCUAAGUUCAUCGAUGACAGCUCAACGAUCACCACCAUCGCAAAGACAGCGGUGGGCGACCCACCCGGCAGCCGGAGCACUGAUGACGAAGAAGGCUUUCUGCAUCCCGAAAUCAACAAGCCUGGUUUCAAAGACAUGGAGCUAUCACUCAAAGACCCGGAAAUCACAACUUCAACUUCCACAACGAGAAGAUCCAGCACUAGAGAAGAUGAUUCAUCAAUGGAGCAAGAAAUAUCCCAUCUCAAGAACUUGGUUUUCUUUCUCCGAGAGAGGGAGAGGAAGCUCGAGCUCCAGCUCCAGCUCCAGCUCAUCGAGUAUUGCGGAAUGCAGGAGCGAGAAGCUGCCCUGAGGGAGCUAGAGAGCCAGCUGAAGAUUAAUAACAUGGAGGCGAAGCUGUUCGGGCUAAAGGUUGAAUCGUUGCAGUCGGAGAACCAAAGGCUACAAGCCCUAGUUUUGGUUCAUUCGAAAGUGGGGAGUGAGCUUGAGGCGGCUAAGGGGAGGAAUACGGUUCUAAAGAGGAGGAACAAGUUUAAUGGGGAGCAGGAAAGGGAGAAGAUUUCUUCGCUUCAGCAGACGAUUUGCGUGUCUCAGGCCAAGGGCCAGAAGCAUGGGAGGGAUGAUUUGGAGAUAGAGAGGAAGUUGAAGAGAUUGAAGGAGUUGGAAGAGGAAAAUGAGAGUUUGUGGAGGAUGAAUUUUGGCCUUGUUCAAGAAAAUUUUGAGUUGAAUGGGAACUUGGAUUCAGCACAGAAGAACUUCAACUCAGUCAUUGAAUGUCGCAAGGCUGAAGAAUUAGAGGAAGUCCAGAACCUGAAGCAAUCCAAUUACCAGCUUUUAAAGGAGAUUGAGAAGCUCCAGCAAAGUCAGUGCGCAGAUUUAGAAGAGUUGGUUUAUCUCAGAUGGGUCAAUGCCUGCCUAAGAUAUGAGCUGAGAAAUUACCAGCCUGCACAUGGAAAAGUUGUUGCAAGAGAUGUAAGCAAGUGUUUGUACCCCAUAUCUGACGAGAAUGGCAAGCAUCUCUUUCGAGAGUCAGACGAUGUUUUCGUAGAAAUUUCGUCGAACCAGAAGCACAGCUCAAAAAGAUUCAAGUUCAUCAGCAAGCUUAAGAGGCUGGUAUUUGGAAAGGAGCAUCACUGUAAUAGAGUCACCUCAGUUGAAAAAACUCCAUGCAAGCUAUAUUAAAAGAAUUGGCUGGAGAGCGGACCUCCCAGCCAAUCCCAUUUGCAUUAUUUGAAUCCCACAAGGUUGAGAUUCGAACCCGGUUGAGAUUCGAACCCGGGUCAAGAGGGGACUUACGUCACUGCUGCCAACCAACUUUACCAACCCGGUGCACGCAUGGAUGAAAUAUAUAAAUACAUUAAAAUUGUGUGCUAGGUAUGUAAAUUUUACUUUCAUUUUUUAUGACCUUUUUCUCAUCAUUAAAAGCUGAGAAAAUAGUUUGUUGAACUACAUUACAUAUUGUUGGAUUCUUUUAUUGCAUUUUGCUUUUGC
Molecule: messenger RNA, 1932 nt
Organism: Phalaenopsis equestris
Lineage: Eukaryota; Viridiplantae; Streptophyta; Magnoliopsida; Asparagales; Orchidaceae
Product: protein CHUP1, chloroplastic-like
Exons: 4
Coding region: 382-1623 (413 amino acids)
Biological process (GO): chloroplast organization
Cellular component (GO): chloroplast outer membrane
Source: RefSeq, a predicted model, not a curated record